Messenger RNA from Musa acuminata subsp. malaccensis (wild Malaysian banana), 1260 nucleotides. RefSeq lists its product as uncharacterized. NCBI's taxonomy places the organism in Eukaryota, Viridiplantae, Streptophyta, Magnoliopsida, Zingiberales, Musaceae. Gene Ontology annotation, molecular function: hydrolase activity, acting on ester bonds. The record is from RefSeq and is a predicted model, not a curated record.
UCUUUUGCCUCUCCGUUAAGACACCCCUCGAGAUCCGUUAGUCGUCAAGAACCUUCCCUUCUCGCCGAACGCUUGGUCGAGGUAACGUUGACUCGUCUCACUAGAGAUCGGCAAGAGAAUGAGCGGCGUCGGCGUCGCUCGCCAGGCGGGAGUGGUCAAGAUCUUCGACGCCCACUGCCACCUCCAAGAUCGGAGGAUUGCCUCCGUCGCGCCCCAACUCAUCCGCACCGCCCUCGACUCCGGCGUUCAACGCUUUGUCGUCAAUGGCGUCUCCGAGAUGGAUUGGCAUAUCGUCAAGCAGAUGGGGGACGAGUACCCUAGCAUAAUUCCGUGCUUUGGUCUUCAUCCCUGGUACGUUAACGAGCGAUCCCCAAACUGGUUCAAAUCGUUGAGGGAAUUCCUCGCUGAGACACCGGGGGCCGCGGUUGGCGAGAUUGGUCUAGAUAAAGGUGCCCAUGCCAAGAAUAUUGAUUUUGGAGAACAGGUGGAUGUUUUCCGGCAGCAACUUGAACUCGCCAAAGUCUUAGAGAAACCUGUUUCUGUCCAUUGCUUGCGUGCUUUUGGGGAUCUUCUAGAAAUCAUGUUAUCCACGGGGCCUUUCCCAGCAGGUGUUAUUUUGCAUUCAUAUAUCGGAUCUGCUGAGUUGGUCCCUGGCUUGGCAAAGUUGGGAUCGUACUUUUCAUUUUCUGGGCAUCUCACAUCCAUGAAGCCGGAGAAAGCAAAGAAGAUGCUUAAAUCGGUACCCAAAGACAGAAUUUUGAUUGAGACAGAUGCCCCUGAUGGAUUGCUAUCAGUGAAGACGAGUUCUUCGUUUCCAUUUCCAGAUGUUGCUUCCACAGCAGAGACAGAAAACCAGUUUGGAGAUUCAGCUGCAGAGGCAACAAGUCUGUCGAAGGAAGGACUAAAUCAUCCUGCCAACAUUCAUCGUGUGUUGAAAUAUGUUGCAACACUACUUGAAAUGCCCGAGGAGGAGCUCGCUGAGCUGAGUUUCCAAAACGCUACUCGCUUGUUCUCUUAUCCUGGUUCAAAAGUUAAUUCUGAUGGCUAAGGUCUGUUUCUAUGUAACAGCACGGUCUGGUAUGUCUACAUAUCACAUGAACUUUAAGCUACAGCUACUUCCAUUGUUAAAAGUACUAUGCCUAUAUUACUGCUCAUGACACGGAUCAACGAUCUGGAUGGGUGACGUUUUUUUUUGUUUGUUGGUGUAAAAAAAACCAAAAACCAUCAGUGUUUUCCUUCAAGAAUUAUUUGAUUACAAUU